Molecule: messenger RNA, 1209 nt
Organism: Ixodes scapularis (black-legged tick)
Lineage: Eukaryota; Metazoa; Arthropoda; Arachnida; Ixodida; Ixodidae
Product: sulfotransferase 1 family member D1
Exons: 1
Coding region: 161-1114 (317 amino acids)
Biological process (GO): sulfation
Cellular component (GO): cytoplasm
Molecular function (GO): sulfotransferase activity
Source: RefSeq, a predicted model, not a curated record
GCUAAUAUGGACUGGUGCUUAUAUUGUAGCUUCUCCUUUUGCCGAUUCACUAGGUCACGCGCUUAUCGGAGCAGCGUGAUGUUGCCUCUACCUGCUGAGUAAAUGAAAACCCUGUUAUAUUUUUAACGCAGGCACUUCAAGGACGACCAAGCAAGCCAACAUGAACUUAGCACCAAAAAGAACUCCCUACCUUCAGGUGAUUGGAGGUGUUCCUAGGUCUCCUUUAUUAAAACCAAAGAUUUGUCGUGAAGCUGUAAGGUUCAAACCAAGCGUAAACGACGUGAUUCUUGUAACCCAUCCGAAGUCAGGAACGCACUGGGUAGCGCAGAUUCUCCUGCUUGUUCUGAACAGAGGAAGGCCUCCUAGAGAUCUCGCCGACCAAAUAAAACGAGCUCCGUUCAUCGAAAUGAAUGGAGUUCCAAAUUUUGACCAAUCACCGAGACUCCUGCGUACCCAUUUGCCAUUUGGACAGUUGCUAUACAACCGGGACGCCAAGUACAUCUACGUGGCACGCAAUCCCUAUGACACUUGCGUCUCUUCUUAUUAUCAUGUCAAAAUGAACGCCUACUACAGAUUUGCAGACGGAAGCUUCGAAGAUUUUGUCGACGCGUUCCUUGAGGGAAAGGUUGGUUUCGGUCAUCACUUGGAUCACGUGCUAUCCGGUUACGCAAGAAGACACGAACCUAACGUCUUCUUUGUGACGUACGAAAAGUUAAAGGCGAACACUGCAGGGACCGUGCUCGAGUUGGCUAAGUUUCUUGGUGAACCAUAUUCCUCAGAGUUCGACAAAGAUGAGGGGUUGCUCGAUGAGGUUCUGUUCAAGAGCAGCCUUGAUUAUAUGAAGAAGACAUACAAAGCAAGCCAUGAAGAAGCCCGUAUAAUUUACAACCUUCCUUCCCCGUCACCCGAGGUCGAAGCAGAAGCGAAGAAACUGGGAAGCAAGGCAGGAUUCGCCCCAGUGCGCAAAGGACUUAUCGGUAACUGGCGAGCUCAUUUCUCGGCAGAAGAGCUAGAGCGAAUGCAAGCUUGGAUUGAUGCCAAGACUCAAGGUUCGGACGUAAUGAACCUUUGGACGCACGAAUUAGCUGGAACAAGGCUGACACAGACUCCCUAGAUACCUGUCACUAUUCUUGAAUAUCUUAAGAAAAGGAGGGUCAUAAAAGCAUAGCCGCCCUCAAAUCUAAUAAAGAAGUUUGUUUCAACAGUCUU